Stylonychia lemnae is the source of this 1074-nucleotide messenger RNA. NCBI's taxonomy places the organism in Eukaryota, Ciliophora, Spirotrichea, Sporadotrichida, Oxytrichidae. The record is from the annotation of a GenBank genome assembly.
AUGUUGAUGAUGAAUAUGUUACUCAGCGGCAGCAGAAGAUCCUACUAUGCGAGGAGGACCUUGUAAUCGUACAUGCAAAAUAGAAACUUCGCCUCAUAAACAUCACCUUUCGCUCAAUAAGUUAAUUCUAAUCUAUUGAAGGUAGAAUAUGCUUUUGAAACUGCAAGAAUAAAGCUAUAUCUUCCAGUGAGAGGAGAAACUUGGUUCUAUAUUGAUAAUAAGCAGACUCUUAAAGACUUCAAGAACUAAUGCCAGGCCGAGGACAAAUGCGCCACUGAUUUAUAAUUCAUUGACAAUCAGGGUAGCACCAUCUAGAAUGAAGAAUCUACAAGUUUGUACAGUAUUCUAACUGAUGAGAAUCAGCAACUUUUUUUAAAGAUCAAUGGCAAUCUUCUUGAAUUCCCUUCUUUGGCAAAUAAAAAAUCGAAUGUGAUUCACAAGUUUCAAAAUGAUCAAAUUUUCAACCUAUGUGAAUCAAAAGGAUUAUCUGCUACUCACUCCACUACUUUAUCUACAUUCAUAAAUCAAUUCAAACUGCAACUUAGCUAGAAAGGAGGAAAGAUACAAGAUCAGAAUGAUCUAGUUAAGACUCUAGGAGACUCAAUUUAAUUCUUUGAGGACGUUGUUGUCAGGGCAGAAAUUUACUAGCUUCACCUUCAAAGAGUUCAACUUCUCGAUUAAAUUAGUAAGCUGCAAGAAAAGAAAGAUAAAUUGGAUGUAAAAGCAGCCUUCCGCAAUAAGUUAUAUUUUAAUACUGCAUUCUUAUUGUUCGCUACUCAAUUUGGUGUGUCAUACUAUUGCAUCUAUGCCGUAGACUGGCUUGGUUGGGAUCUUGUUGAACCUCUCACAUACUCAAUUGGUUAGGGUUUGUUUGUCACAGGCAUCCUCUACUCCUUCAGAAAUUAUGGCAAGGACACAGCCUAUACCUCCCUAGACACUCACUAUAAGUCUAAGCGUCUCUAAAGAUGGUACAUCAAGAAUGGAGUCGACCCAGACAGACUCAGAUAUCUAUAGGAGGAGUUAGCCAAAAUUGACCACAAACUCACUGUUGCAGAGGGUCAAAGAUAUUCAUGA